GUUUGUUACUCGUGAGUUUUGAAACUGGAUUUUUUUGGAGAUAAUUGUAAUCUUCGCCAAAAACGGUGGAAUUAUUUGUGGUUAUGGCACUUCGACAUCAGAAAAGUGCCAGUAGUGCAUCUUCAAAAUCAAAGCGGUCGGCAAUCAUUAGACUACUCCGACAAGUCAAAGAUGCAUAUACUAUUGACAAAAUCAAGCAGGCCAAGGGGGAGUAUGAAGGACUACUGGCAGCGGAUCAGCGAUUUCAAGUAUACCCAGGAAAAGAAUUCCUAGCUAUAGAUAAGCAGGACGUGGACAGGAUUGAAGCAUUAGCUCCUUUGCAGAAACAUGCCAAUGUUUUGUAUGAAAUGUUAACCACAGAUAGAAACGGUGUUCCUGUACAGAAAGAAGCACAAGACGAGCUGUGUCGACUCCUGGUAGUAAAGGAAGCAUUUGAUAUUAUUUCAGCAAAACAGGUUAUACUGUUAUUUUUCCUCAAUAACAAAUCUUGUUUUCCGGUCGGUUUACUGUAUCUUCUGUACACUUUAUGUUUCAUGAGUUUGAAGUGUUCUGAACUUUGGUUGCAAGGGGGAGUUUACUGGAUUGAUGCCUCAUGA
This is a messenger RNA of Mytilus trossulus (common blue mussel), 596 nucleotides long. RefSeq lists its product as uncharacterized. The transcript is spliced from 3 exons. NCBI's taxonomy places the organism in Eukaryota, Metazoa, Mollusca, Bivalvia, Mytilida, Mytilidae. The coding region runs from base 84 to 596 and encodes 170 amino acids. The record is from RefSeq and is a predicted model, not a curated record.